AUGUUGUGUCCCGGUGUCCUCCAGCCGUCCCCCGGCCCCAUGAGGUCCUUCCUGGACCUGCACUGGCCCGUCCGCAGCCUGUGGCCCGAGACCCGGCCGCUGCUCUACCACAUGGAGCAGGAGAUGCUCCGCCACAUGCAGGAGGUGCAGCAGAGCAUGGAGCACAUGGAGAGGAUCCACCAGCAGAUCUUCCAGCAGAUCGACAGCAGCUCCGGCUCUCAGGGCGUCUUCCUGCCCAUCGGCUUCCAGGACCUGGGGCGGGACGGAGGCCGCUUCGCCCUCAGCCUGGACACCACGGAGUUCCGGCCCGAGGAGCUGUCGGUCCAGCAGGUGGGCCGGAAGCUGAGGGUGAGCGGGAGGACGGAGAAGCAGCAGGAGGACGGGAGGGGCUCCUCCUCCUUCCGGUGCCAGGAGUUCCGUCAGGAGUUCCACCUGCCGGACGGCGUGGAGCCGCAGGAGGUCAGCUGCUCCCUGGCAGGAGGCCGGCUGCAGAUCCAGGCUCCCAGGGGGCGGGGCCUGAGCGACGGGAAGGAGAGGGUGGUCCCCAUCACUGUCACCUCGGCCCCGGCUGUUACCUGCCCCCCCAGCGAGGGUCCGGGGGGGGGCAGCUCGUCCUCAGAGACCAGCACCACAGAGACUAACUGA
Molecule: messenger RNA, 645 nt
Organism: Limanda limanda (common dab)
Lineage: Eukaryota; Metazoa; Chordata; Actinopteri; Pleuronectiformes; Pleuronectidae
Gene: hspb9l
Product: heat shock protein, alpha-crystallin-related, b9-like
Exons: 1
Coding region: 1-645 (214 amino acids)
Biological process (GO): response to heat; protein refolding
Molecular function (GO): protein folding chaperone
Source: RefSeq, a predicted model, not a curated record